UUGAGAACCAGGUUCUUAAAAACAAAGUGGUGCACCUCGAGGCAAUGCAAAAGGAAUGGCAAAAAAAGCUAGAUCGUCUUGAGAAGGAAUUAGAAACUGAGAGGGCACUCUGCCGUCAAACACAGGACGCACUGUUAAAGAAAUUUGCGGUCAUCCCUGUGGACACACCAACACAGCCAGGAAGCGAUGCUCAAAUGGGCCUCCUCCAAUCAGCGCAGGAGCUACGUGCUGCCUGGACCACACUGAACUCCCCUGAGAAUGCAACCGACAUGUGGAUGCAUGAACCAGUCACUGUGUGUCACCAGGAAACCUGUGCCGAACCUUUCAGUUGUACCCCUACCAUUGACAGUGUUGCUCGGAAUGAGGUAACGUCUCACAGCACACGAGAAUAUCAGAAAAUGAUGCCACAUCCACCAGAUGAGACCUGCACUACGUCGUCGACUCCCAUUGAUUCCCAACAGAGGAACAGCACAGCCAACAUUGAGUCCGUGACAGAGCCUCGCCAAAGACCUAAGGCAGCAUCAUGUGUACAGGGAAAGGGCAAAGCUCAGAACAGAAGCUCAGUUCCACUACUGAAGGCUGUUGAGACCAAGGUGCACAUGGGAAAUGACAUCUAUGUGAGCCAGGAGAAGCUAACAUGGGCGAUGGAAUCGAAGAAGGACUCCAGGUUUUCUCGUGAUAUGUCACGACUAGUAUGGACUGAUGAAGAGCUGCACGGAAGGAGCGUGACUGGCAAACACUGCAACCGUUUCGCAAAAGAGGGUGCAGUGCCCAGGCCUCCACUUACACCAGUCAAGGUCCAGGUAGUCUUUAAUGGGUACCACCAUUUUGUGCUGUCAAAAGAAUCCCCAGCACCAUCCAUGAAGAGGAUCAACGGUUUUGCGCUACACAUGAGCAGCUUGCUCAAUGAUUUAAAUAAAGAGUAA
Messenger RNA from Ornithodoros turicata, 926 nucleotides. RefSeq lists its product as uncharacterized. Gene Ontology annotation, molecular function: DNA binding. The record is from RefSeq and is a predicted model, not a curated record. Gene Ontology annotation, biological process: negative regulation of DNA-templated transcription. The transcript has 6 exons. NCBI's taxonomy places the organism in Eukaryota, Metazoa, Arthropoda, Arachnida, Ixodida, Argasidae. Bases 45 to 926 code for a protein of 293 amino acids.